Molecule: messenger RNA, 2081 nt
Organism: Pyrus x bretschneideri (Chinese white pear)
Lineage: Eukaryota; Viridiplantae; Streptophyta; Magnoliopsida; Rosales; Rosaceae
Product: dol-P-Man:Man(6)GlcNAc(2)-PP-Dol alpha-1,2-mannosyltransferase
Exons: 10
Coding region: 24-1736 (570 amino acids)
Biological process (GO): protein N-linked glycosylation
Cellular component (GO): endoplasmic reticulum membrane
Molecular function (GO): alpha-1,2-mannosyltransferase activity
Source: RefSeq, a predicted model, not a curated record
AAGCUACAGCAGCAGAGUUCACCAUGUCUCUGUCGACAAGGCUGCGACGCCCUCAGCCGUCCGAUGAUCCUUCAUCAUCAUCGCCGUCGUCGUCAUCUUACUCGAAAGUCGACAAGCAAGGGAAAUCGGACGGCGGCGUCGACAAAGGGUUGGGGUGGUUCUUUCCGUUGGUGGCUCUGGGAAUGCUGAGGUACAUGAGCGCCACAUCAAACAUCAUACACGACUGCGACGAGGUCUUCAAUUAUUGGGAACCUCUCCAUUUCCUUCUCUACAAAUCUGGCUUUCAAACUUGGGAAUACAGUUCACAGUUUGCACUUCGGUCAUAUUUGUACAUUCUUUUCCAUGAAUUGGUGGGUCAGCCUGCUUCCUGGUUGUUUGCUGAGGAAAAAGUGAGAGUAUUCUAUGCUGUUAGAAUCUUUCUUGGUCUCCUUUCUGUUAUCGCUGACACUGUCCUGGUAGUUGCUCUUUCAAGAAAGUAUGGAAAACGCCUUGCUUCUUACACACUUGCAAUGCUAUGCUUAACCAGCGGUUGUUUUUUCGCUAGCACAAGUUUCUUGCCAAGCUCGUUCUCCAUGUAUGCCAUGUCUCUUUCAUCCGGUUUAUUUCUGCUUGAUAAAUACGCCAUGGCAGUUGCAGUUGCAGCCGUAGGUGUAAUCCUUGGCUGGCCAUUCUCAAUCUUGGCUUUUUUGCCAGUCACAUUCUACUCUCUAGCUAGAAGAUUCAAACAAGCAUUUCUUGCGGGGGCCGCCAUAUCUGUUGCUCUUCUUGUAUCCUCGGUUCUCGUUGAUCAUUACUACUACAGCAGAUGGACAUCAUCCGUGUUAAAUCUGUUGAUCUAUAAUGUUGCAGGAGGCGGUGAGAGCCAUUUGUAUGGAACUGAGGGGCCGCUAUAUUAUAUAAGGAAUGGAUUUAACAAUUUUAACUUUUGUUUUGUACUUGCAUUGCUGUUCCUGGCAAUGCUGCCAAUUGCAAGGAAAAAGUAUGCCCCCAACUUGCUGAUUGUUGUCUCGCCAGUAUAUAUUUGGUUGGCAUUCAUGUCUUUGCAGCCGCACAAAGAAGAAAGGUUCCUUUAUCCAAUAUAUCCACUAAUUUGUGUUGCUGCAUCUGCUGUCAUUGAGAGCUUUCCUGAUGUUUUCCGAUCUGAUUAUGAUUCUCAAGGAAAUUCUCCAACGGUUAUGACAGCAAAGAUUCUGAGACCUGUGGUUCUUAGCCUCAUAUUAUGUGCCUCCCAUGCUCGUACGUUUUCAGUGAUCAAUGGUUAUUCUGCCCCUAUAGAGGUUUACAAGCUUUUAGAGCAUCAUGACGAUGUAGGAACAGGUUCUGUUCUCUGUGUUGGAAGUGAAUGGCACCGAUUCCCAUCAUCAUUUUUUGUUCCUGAUUAUGUGGGAGAGGUCCGUUGGAUUGAUGAUGGGUUCAGAGGACUUCUUCCCUUCCCAUUCAAUUCUACCUUGGGUGGAACCGCAGCAGCACCACCAUAUCUUAACAACAAAAACAAAGCAUCUGACUUGCAAUAUCUCCGGGAUCUUGAUCAAUGUACAUUCCUUGUCGAGCUGCAGCUUAGUCGGCCUUUCCCUUCUCGGGGAAGUGACCUAUCAACUUGGGAGGUGAUUGGAGCAUUGCCUUACUUAGACAGGGAGCUCUCGCCUGCCAAGUACCGCUCCUUUUUCAUCCCGUAUCUCUGGCAGCAUAAGAAUAUUUUUGGCAUGUACAAGCUGCUUAGAAGGGUACCGAAAUGAAAGGAAGAACAUCGCCCUCUGAUAGUUUUAGAUUCUGAACUAGCGUGACAUCUCUGAAGUGCUAACCCGCCCUCUCGUUGUAAGGAAAACAAAAGUAAAGGAAGAUCAACACUCCCCACCGAAAAAACACCCCCACCUCCACCUCCUCUCUUUUUUGAUGUAGUUUUAACUGUUUUGGUAGGUGCGACUUCCUCGAAGUUCUUACUGAUAAAUGAGUAGUUGAGUUCAAUAGUGUCUUGCAUUGCGUGUAUUUCUAACAGUUUGAUGUUCCCAAGUUCGUCUCAGAAACUUUUAUCUUGUGUUAGAUUGAGAAAUACCUGAUGAAAAUUUGAGAAAUUUUGAGCC